Messenger RNA from Emiliania huxleyi CCMP1516, 984 nucleotides. RefSeq lists its product as hypothetical. NCBI's taxonomy places the organism in Eukaryota, Haptophyta, Isochrysidales, Noelaerhabdaceae. The transcript has 3 exons. The record is from RefSeq and is a predicted model, not a curated record. The coding region runs from base 1 to 984 and encodes 327 amino acids.
AUGGAUCCCAGCAAGAUCGACCUCGCCGCCGCUGCGCGGGCGGCAGUAGCUCGGCUCAAGGAGCGGGACGGUGGCACCGGCGACAGCUCGGCUUACACUGCCGCCGCCGCGCGACUGGCCGCACUGCAGGAAGCCGCGCCAUCUCAGAGACCUGCGGCACUCAUUGCGCGUCUCGACCUGUCCACCCUUUGCUGUCCCCCGGUUCAGCUUCAGCAGUACGGUGCGCUACAGCACGUGUCGCAGAUGCAGGACGUCUACCUUCAGACGGCGGGCGCGAGCCACCUGCAGACGGCGGGCGGGAGCCACCUGCCCGCCGCUGGCCCGCCGCUGAGCAUGCCUCUGCCCGGCUUUGCGGCGGCGGCGUACCCCGGCCUGCAGCCCGUGCCCGAAAAGCAGCGCCCGACGGUGCCGAACGUCCGGUUCGCGCGGAGCCUGAUCGGCGCGGCGCUCGGCGACGACAACCGGAAGAAGCGCGCGCGAGAGGCGUCCGAGGAGGAGGCCUCCGCCAACGCGGCGGCGCUGCGCGACAAGGCCAAGGCGAAGGCCGUCGCCGCCGCCGCCGCCAUCACGACGCCCAUCAGCGCGGAGGAGAUCGCCGCCGCGCAGCAGCGGCUCCGCGCGCAGGCGCUCUCGCGCACCAUCGAGGCGCGCAUCCCUCCCGAGCACCGCGGGAUGCGGGUCAAGGUGCUGGGCGGCGCUGCGGAGGGGGGGGGCGGCACCGCGGUGGUGGUUGCGGCGCGCGACCCCGAGUCGCUGCAGCUCAAGCUCGACUCGAGCAAGCAAGUCAUCUCGGCGCGCGAGGCGGACCUGCUGCCCACCGAGCCAGAGGCGGGCUGCUUGAUCAUGGUGGUGGAGGGCGCGCAGGCGGGCCAGGUCGGCGUGGUGGAGAGCGUCUCGCUGGCCGAGCGCACCGCAAACGUGCGCCUGCCGGAGGGGAGCCUCAACUGCUCGCUGCUCGACAUCACGCAGUGGGCCCGCGGCUGA